Molecule: messenger RNA, 4096 nt
Organism: Carassius carassius (crucian carp)
Lineage: Eukaryota; Metazoa; Chordata; Actinopteri; Cypriniformes; Cyprinidae
Gene: nell3
Product: NELL (neural EGFL like) family member 3
Exons: 5
Coding region: 212-2962 (916 amino acids)
Molecular function (GO): calcium ion binding; protein binding
Source: RefSeq, a predicted model, not a curated record
UCCAGUGGAGGAGAGACGCUCACCUCCUGCUGUUUAUAUUUUCACUGACAUUCCAACAGAAGACAGCUGCAGGUAAAAUCAUCUUGCUGUUAAAAGAGUCUAACUGCGGAAUAAUACAUACAAAAUGAAAACCGUCUUAUCUUCCGGAUCAGGCUGGACUAAAUGAUAAAGGACUUUCUGUGCUUUUAGUAGGUGGAUAAAUGAUUAAACAAUGCCGCCACCCAAAAAGUCGCUUUUGUUCCUGGUUUGUGUAUUUUGCACGUUCUGCUCUGCGCGCUCUGGGGACUUUGGAGACCCCAGACCCUGCUCUGGAUCACACUGCCCGGUGGGCAGAUCAUCCAGACCACCGCGACAGCACAAUCCGAUAACACAGAGCAGAUCAAUAAAUCACCAUCAUGCUCCCUCCAGCUUUCCAUCGGAACAUCACGCAACGCCUCUGUCCCAGCGCGCGCGGUCUGGAGACAAGACAAGGGAAACCGUCCAGACGCGCGUCGCUGGAGUUUUUGGUGCUGUGUGCGCAGAUUGUGUUACUCCUCAAAGACCAGAUCAUGUUAUGAACGACACCAGAGAAUGUAAAGGAACUGAGUGUCGUCUGCCCCUUAGGAUACGACCGAACCCCAGACCGAAACCCUGUGCUGGAGACGGAUGUGUGCUCGGGACCAGCCAGCCUCCCCUCAUCCAUGUGGCAGACAGAGCCGCUCAGUUUUUGGGGGAAUUUCCGGACAUUGGAUAUCCCGCUUCAGAGAGUGGGGCUCCUCUGGGAGUUCAGCUCACUUGUGACAUCAAACCAGGGGAGAAUGAGGUCCCUGCCGAGGAUGCCCUUAUCCUGCAUCUUCAGUUGGCAAAGGGACAAGAGAAACUGGUGGAGGCUUUGAGAGCUCAACAAGUAGUGAUCCGUGAUCUGCAGCAGAGACUGGUGGAACAGCAGGGGGCCCUCCUCUCCCAGCAGCGUGAGAUACUCAACCAGCAGCGCCGCAUGUACGAGCAGAUGGAUGUGGUGAAAGCUCAGUAUGGUCUGCUUUCUGAGACCGUCAAGCAGUUCUCGUUCAAAGGCUUGGAGGGAGAACUACAAAGCUAUUUUGAAAGCCACCUGGCCGGCCUUCAGAGCCAAGCACGUACCCACACGCAAAAGUCCUAUGCUGUGCAUAAGGUAGAUGUGGAUGCCAAAGUGGUGAAUGUAGUUGGAGAUGUCGGCCAUCCAGUGUUGGGUUGUCAAAUUGCUUGUGGGCCUGAAGAAUACUGCGACUUCCAGAAAGAUCCACCGCAGUGUGAAAGCUGCACUAUGUGUCCCCCUGGAUUCUUCCUGGUGUCACAGUGCUCCCCCAAUGCUGAUAGGAUGUGCCAGGACAGGGAUGAAUGCCUCGAAUUACCAAGCCUGUGUGGAGAGCGAGUAAAAUGUCUUAAUACCCCAGGUGGGUUUCGUUGUCUCGGCGUCUCUGAGAGGGAGAUGUCCGCAGGGCUGUGUGGUCAUGAGUACUUCUACAAUCAAGAACUUCAUGAGUGCCAUGCUUGUUCAGACUGUGAUGGCGAGCCUGUUGGCAUUCCUUGUACUUUCACCAGUGAUGCUGUAUGUGGAACUGUGACUGAGAACAUGCUCUCACAGUCCUGGACGGCUUCGAUUGCCAUACCGCCUACAAAGUCGAAGAGUACUUCCAUCUAUCCAGGACUACAGCUCAAUAUCCGUGGCAAAGCAGGAAACAACCUGUUGACCAACCAUGAUGAUUACCUCAUCCUGCAACAACAUGGACUGGUCUGGAUAGACUACAACAUUGCACUAAAGCAUAGCUGCAGGAACUUUCUCCAAGUCGGGAUACAGAUAAAUGGCAGUGAAGAGGAUGCUAGAGAUCUCAGUGGGGUUCGAAUUGAGCAGCCUGAAAGGAAGUUCUUCCAGGGUGUGACUGUAAGUGCAGCAGUUGAGGUGGAACCCAAUCAUACUCUGACACUUGUGCUGAAGAGUCCCAACCAAUACUGCAACCAGAGUAAAGAUAUUCAAGCCUAUGAGCUUGGUGGAGCUUCGUUCAGCUUGCUCUGGCUAUCCCAUGACACAGGCGCUGUGGCCAUGACUGCUCAGAUCUCCACUUCAGCCCACUACCAGAGUAACUAUCGCCCCACCUUCCGUAUAGCCACUGUCUCUGAUCCCUACAUAGUGGCUCUGACCCAUGACAGCCGCGGGAUUCGUUUCAUGGAGACCGGCAUGGUAAAGUUUGUUCUCCAACAGGCCAUCUAUUCAAUGGGCCAUUCUUGUGUUCGAGAUGGUUUCACACUGAUUGUCUACGUCAACAGAAAUGGCACUAACCAGGAGGUGCUACGCUCCUUCAAGUCUGGCGUUAACUACAGAGACACCUCCAUCAACCUUUCUGGGGCCACAAGGGUGGACAGUGAAGACUGGCUCUAUUUUGAAAUUGUUGCCCCUUCUCAGUGCAAUGUCCGCUACUUUGGUGACAGUUCUGGAAUUAGUAUGCUGAGCUUGAUAUGGAUCCCUACUGGUGUCUCCUCCAUGUUCACAGCCACUGUCUCAAGAGCAGGUCUACCUUCUGGGGCAGUGCGAAAUAAACCCCUUCUCUUUAGGCAGAUGAGCCCAAAUACAGACCAGAUGCGACUAGCUGGAUCUGGUGAGCCGCAUACUCAUAGGAACUUUGUGUUUUCAGAUGUUGGGACGGUCAGUGUGGCACUCAACCUAAAACUGAUCCACUCCUGCAGUGUGGUCAAGCUGACCCUUUACCGGCAAGAUACAGAUGGAAGUCAGGCUGCAUCCUUGGCCCAGCAGGUGGGUGGACAUAUGCCUGAAGGUAGUGAGUGGGCCAGUGUGGGGCUGAGAACUUCUUUUGAAGUGCAGAAUGGUACUGCCAUUUAUGUUUCUCUGGAUUGCAUUCGUGGCCGGAUCAACCAGAUCACCCACGAGGGCGACACCAACAUCUCCAUUCUUUGGGUUGGCAUCAUGAUCCCAAGUAUGCAAUCUUAGAUCUAAGGUGCCGUAAUCAACUGAAAAAAUACUUUGCAAAAUUGGUGCUUUCAUAAGACAAAGUAGAGAACUUUAAACAGAUGAACUUUCCAAAAAAUGGUUCAUUUUUAAAAUGAAAAAUGAAAUGCACAGGUGCUAUUAAUACUCCUCUGGUAUUCGGAUUGUACGUUCAUUGGCAUUAUGUGAUGUAUUAUUGUAAAAAUUCAGUUACAGAAACAUAAAUACACGUUUGAAUUUUUCUUGGCUAGAACAAUGAACUAAUAUAACCUUUAAAAAGUACUUUUUCAGUGCUUUGGCUGGUUGAGCAGUGACCAAGGGAGUAAUCCCUUUAAAUGUCUGCAUACAGUAUUUUUGUGCAUGUUUGAUAGAAAGUGUGUUUGUUAAAGAGAAAGAAUGUAUAUUUGUAAGCUGAUGUGAUGAUUUUGUUGCACUUUAUCAACACUGAGGUGCAUUAUUUUGUACAGUGCGCAAUUUUGUAUUUUGCCCUUUUGAAACAACUGGGAUUCAAUUAAUAAAGCUUGAUCUAUAUGAAAGAUUAAAAUGAUAGAAAAUAUUAUAGAAAUUAUAGAAAUCAAAAUAACAAUAUAAUGAAAUCAUUAUGCAUCUUUCAGCUCUUGAAUAUUUAAAUUUAGUACUAUGAAUGAAUACUGCUGACCAUAAUGUCCUGACAUUGUAAUUAAUAAGAAACAACACAAAACAUUAACAAAGUUGUCCAUUCAUGCUUAGUUACAGUGUAAGUGGCAUAUGUCUUCUAUUACUCUGCCAAAAUGUCUGCCAUUUGGUGUCUUUGCAUACCAUGUUUAAUUGCUUCUGCGUGUGCUCAAACUACAGAUUACAGUGAAGUGAACAAACAUUUGGCAACAUUAAUAUCAUGUCUGCCGUCACUGUAAAACACGUUAAAACCAAAGUAUACCUUUCAUUUACUGUAGAAUUAAUGUAGAGUGUAAUCUUCUAUUUAAAAAAAUAUGCUUCUUAAUAUUUUAUAAAAGCUUUUUGGUGGCUCUAUGAAAUACAAUCUACUUGAAAGUCUAAAUGGACUGUACUACUCUUACAAUAUAUUUUAACCAAGUUCUAUACUUUAGUAGAGAACAGGUUAUUUCCACUGCAUUUUUAUAAAUAAAAAUAAAAAACAUU